This is a messenger RNA of Coccinella septempunctata (seven-spotted ladybird), 2232 nucleotides long. RefSeq names its product NADP-dependent malic enzyme-like. Gene Ontology annotation, biological process: malate metabolic process; pyruvate metabolic process. The record is from RefSeq and is a predicted model, not a curated record. Lineage: Eukaryota; Metazoa; Arthropoda; Insecta; Coleoptera; Coccinellidae. The coding region runs from base 112 to 2121 and encodes 669 amino acids. Gene Ontology annotation, cellular component: mitochondrion. Gene Ontology annotation, molecular function: malate dehydrogenase (decarboxylating) (NADP+) activity; NAD binding; malate dehydrogenase (decarboxylating) (NAD+) activity. The transcript is spliced from 10 exons.
UCUUCACUAAGAUUUGUUUUAUUCUCUCAGACGAUAAACAGAUUCAAUGUGAAAAGGACGUACAACAGAUAAUAAUUUUUAUAUUAAUCUUGAAGGUUAUUCAAUGUUGAAAUGCAAUUCUGGUCGACCGCAGUGAAACCCUUCCUUCCUAGCAAAAUUUUCUCGGAGAGCAAUUUCUGUGUUCUACAAUGCAUACAAUGUUUAUGUUCAUUCAAUCGUGGAGGAAUCGGUCAGAUGAAAAGAGAAAGCCAAGCUCUUCAAUUGACCUUCAGAUCAUCGGAACACACAUUCAAUCGAUUCAAAUCAAAGAUCAUCAGCGAUCAUUCGUCGACUGUCCGAUGCAAUAAGACAACCGCUGCUGUGUUAGGUUCAAGUGACCGAAGAUCGACUAUGCCUGAUUGUCAAGAUUUAGCGAUGGAUCAGCUGGGACAGAAGCCAACAGGGGAAACGCACUGCCCUUCCUCAACAAGCGGAUUGGAUAGACUGAAGAAUCCUGCUCUAAAUAAAGGUCUUGCAUUUUCACGCGAAGAUCGACAGCGGUUAGGAAUCCAUGGCCUACUACCGCCAAGGGUCAAAUCUUUCGACCAACAGGUGGACCACUGCAAAGUUUUGCUGGACCGUGUUGAGAAGGACAUCGACAAGUACAUCUACCUCAUGGGGCUUUUGGAGCGCCACGAGAAGUUGUUCUUCAAACUGAUGGGAAAAUACACCACUGAACUUCUACCGCUGGUGUACACCCCAACCGUCGGUACUGCCUGUCAGAUGUUCAGCACCCUGUAUACGCAUAACAGGGGCAUGUACAUAACAAUUUACGACAAAGGACACGUGUACGAGGUUCUCAAAAAUUGGCCGGAGAGAGACGUGAGAGCCAUCGUCGUGACCGACGGAGAGAGGAUAUUGGGCAUCGGCGACCAGGGCAUGGACGGCAUGGGCAUCCCCAUCGGCAAACUGUGCCUCUACACCGCCCUGGGCGGCAUCAAACCCCACUACUGCCUCCCCAUCACCCUGGACGUAGGCACCAACUCCCAGGCCAAGCUCGAGAACGAGCUUUAUCUCGGCCUCAGGCAGAAACGCGUCACCGGACCCGAGUACGACGACUUCCUGGACGAGUUCAUGCAGGCCGUGGUGCGAAGGUUCGGCAGGAACUGCCUGAUCCAGUUCGAGGACUUCGGCAACAGCAACGCCUUUAGGCUGCUGGAGAAGUACAAGGAUAGUUAUUGCACCUUCAACGACGACAUACAGGGUACUGCUGGAGUGGCGGUGGCAGGGGUGCUGGCCUCCCUCAGGAUCACCAAGAAGAAGCUGGUGGAUAACGUUAUCGUGUUUCAAGGAGCUGGAGAGGCCAAUCUGGGCAUAGCGGAGCUGUGCGUCAUGGCCAUGAAGGAGGAAGGUAUCAGCGAGCAGGAAGCCAGACGCAAGAUUUGGAUGGUGGACUCCAAGGGGCUCAUCGUAAAAGACAGACCGGAGGGCGGUAUCAACCACCACAAGGCCGUCUACGCCCAUCCCCACCCCCCUGUGAAGACCUUGGAAGAGGUGGUGAAGACCAUCAAGCCGACCAUCCUUAUUGGCGCCGCCGCGAUCCCAGGUGCUUUCACGCCAGAAAUCUUGAAGGAGAUGGCUAAGAACAACGAUAAACCGGUGAUUUUCGCCCUCAGUAACCCAACGCAUAAGGCGGAAUGUACUGCCGAAGACGCUUAUAAGUACACGGAAGGACGAUGCAUUUUCGCUAGUGGUAGUCCUUUUCCUCCGGUGAAUUAUGAGGGCAAGACGUUUUAUCCAGGACAAGGCAAUAAUUCUUACAUUUUCCCUGGAGUAGCACUUGCUGUUCUGUGCUCUGGUAUGUUAACCAUCGACAAUCAGACCUUCCUCAUUGCUGCAAGGACACUGGCCCACAUUGUUAAGGAGGAGGAGUUGGAAUUGGGCUCUCUUUACCCACCAUUAGCUACAAUUGUAGACGUUUCCCUCAAGAUCGCCGUGGCCGUAGUAGAUUACGCGUAUAAACGUGGAUUGGCUAGCGUGCGUCCCGAGCCUAAAGAUAAGGAAUGCUUCAUCAGGGAGCAGAUGUACAAGCCAGAAUACGAGCAGACGUUCCCAUCAGUAUACUCAUACCCCAAAUUGUAAAUUAUUCGUUUUAUCUGUUAAAAAUUUUAAUGUAUUUAUUUAUUAUGGGUUAGGCGUGUAAGUUCUUCUAUUUUGUUAUUAGAUAAGUUCGAUAAAUAUUUAUGGUUGACA